Molecule: messenger RNA, 2149 nt
Organism: Alnus glutinosa
Lineage: Eukaryota; Viridiplantae; Streptophyta; Magnoliopsida; Fagales; Betulaceae
Product: heat shock cognate 70 kDa protein-like
Exons: 2
Coding region: 106-1962 (618 amino acids)
Biological process (GO): protein refolding; cellular response to unfolded protein
Cellular component (GO): cytoplasm
Molecular function (GO): ATP hydrolysis activity; misfolded protein binding; heat shock protein binding
Source: RefSeq, a predicted model, not a curated record
UCUGUUUACUUCUUGAGCAAGGAAACAAAGUCUAUCAAAAGACUAUCGUCAACCUGUCAUCUACUUCAUUUCCGAACGUGUCACGUGAUAUUCCAGACGUCGAGAAUGGCCGGCGAAGGAGAGUGGCCAGCGAUAGGGAUUGAUCUGGGGACGACAUACUCGUGCGUGGCAGUGUGGCAGAAUGAUCGAGUAGAGAUCAUAGUGAACGAUCAGGGCAACAGGACGACGCCGUCUUAUGUUGCCUUCACUGACAAAGAGCGCUUGGUCGGUGAUGCAGCCAAGAACCAGGUCGCCAGGAAUCCCACGAACUCCAUCUUCGAUGCAAAGCGAUUGAUUGGUAGGAGAUUUAGUGAUUCCUUAGUUCAGAACGAUAUCAACUUUUGGCCAUUCAAGGUCAUUGAAGGUCAUGCCGACAAGCCUAUGAUCAUGGUCACUUAUAAAGAUGAAGAAAAACAUUUUGCUGCCGAGGAAAUCUCAUCUAUGGUCCUCAAAAAGAUGCGUGAGAUUGCUGAGGCCUACCUUGGGACAAUUGUGAAGAAUAUUGUAGUCACUGUCCCGGCCUACUUCAAUGACUCGCAGCGUAAAGCCACAAAGGAUGCUGGAGGCAUUGCAGGACUAAAUGUCAUGCGAAUAAUCAAUGAACCAACGGCCGCAGCCAUUGCUUACGGUCUUGACAAGGCUAACAUUGGAAGGAAAAAUGUGUUAAUCUUUGAUUUGGGAGGUGGUACUACAGAUGUCUCACUACUUACCAUUGACGAUGGUACUUUUGAAGUGAAGGCUGUUGCUGGUGACACUCACCUUGGAGGUGAGGACUUUGACAACAGAAUGGUAAAACACUUCGUUGAAAUAUUUAAGAGGCAGCACAAGGAGGACAUUAGUGGAAAUGCCAAAGCUUUGAGGAGGUUGAGAACUGCUUGUGAGAGAGCAAAGAGGAUUCUUUCUUCUGCAACUGAGACUACCAUUGAAGUUGAUUCUUUAUAUAAAGGUAUUGAUUUCUCCUCAUGUAUUACCCGUGCCAGAUUUGCGGAACUCAAUAUGGACUUGUUCAAGAAGUCUAUUGAGCUAGUGGAGAAGUCUUUGAUUGAUGCUAAGAUGGACAAGAGAGGAGUUCACGAUGUUGUUCUUACUGGUGGUUCUUCUAGAAUUCCCAAGGUGCAGCAGCUAUUGCAAGACUUCUUUGAUGGAAAGCAGCUUAACAUGAGCAUCAACCCAGAUGAAGCUGUGGCUUAUGGAGCCGCUGUUCAAGCUGCAAACUUGGUUGGUAUGGGCAAUGAGAAAGUUCAACACAUUGUGCUCUUGGAUGUCACCCCUUUGUCCCUUGGCGUGAGCGCUGAUGGAGGGUGGAUGUCUGUUGUGAUUCCAAGGAAUACCAUCAUUCCCACCAAGAUGGAGGAGAACUACACCACCCGCUUUGACAACCAAACUUCUGUUUUGUUCCCUGUUUACGAGGGUGAGAGAGUAAAAGUUGUGGAUAACAACUGGUUGGGAGAAUUUAGGCUUUCCCCCAUUCCUGCAGCACCCAAGGGUGCCGCUGACAUUAAAGUAUGCUUUGAGAUUGAUGCCAAUGGUAUCUUGAGUGUUUCUGCCGUGGAGAAGACCACUGGCGUAAGUUACAAGAUCACAAUUACAAAUUACAAGGCUUCACCAUCCACAGAAGAGAUUCAUAGGAUGGUCGAGGAUGCGGAGAAAUAUGAAGUUGAAGAUGAUGAGCACAGGAAGAAGGUUAGGGCUAAGGAAGCUUUGGAGAACUAUGCCUACAAAAUGAGGAGCAUUGUAAAUGAUAAGGAGAUUGGUGACAAGCUUGACGCUCCUGGUAAGGAGAAGAUUGAGGCUGCUAUUAAGCAUGUGAUUCAUUGGCUAGAUGGUAUCCAGCAUGCCGACGUAGAUGAGUUUGAGGACAAGCUGAUUGGACUUGAGUUAAUAUGCAAUCCCAUCAUUGCAAAGAUAUCUAGACAAGAAUAAGCAAUUGACAAUUAGAGUCUGUUAUAGCAGACCAUGUUGCCGGUGUGAGUAAGCAGCAGCCAGCAUCCCGACUUUAUUUGUCCAAACCUAUAAUUCUAGUAUUUUUGUUGCCGGUGUGUUUUGAUGUGGCUUUGUUGGGUAGCAGUUGGAAACUUUGAAAUAUGAAGUGUAAUUUAUGGUUUUGCCA